This is a messenger RNA of Coffea arabica (coffee), 3858 nucleotides long. NCBI's taxonomy places the organism in Eukaryota, Viridiplantae, Streptophyta, Magnoliopsida, Gentianales, Rubiaceae. The record is from RefSeq and is a predicted model, not a curated record.
AUGGACUCGGUUAUAGUUAAUAGUUGUGGUUCGGUAUGGGUUUUCUACGAUAGAUCAGUUUCUUGUAAUGUAGUGGGGGAGUCGGAUCAGCAUGUGUCGGUUCAAAUUCAGUCUACUUUAUUUGUGGCUCCCGUUAUAUUUUCCUUUGCCCAUGCUAAAUGGACGGUGGUGGACCGUGCAUCGCUUUGGGCUGGGUUGCUAGAGGAUAGAUCUGUUUCACUUCCAUGGUUUGUGGUGGGUGACUUUAAUGUGAUUGUGGCAGAUGAUGAAAAGAGAGGGGGUCGUCCAUUUAGAAAUUGGGAGGGGGGUGAUUUGUUGACGUUUAUGUCCUCUGCUGGCUUGUUGGAUGCGGGUUUUUCGGGGUCCAGAUUUACAUGGUGUAAUAAUAGACAGGGUCAGGCUCGUAUUUGGAAAAGGUUAGACAGGUUGCUAUAUGAUCAACUUGCUUUGGAUUUGGGGAUUAUGUACGAGGUCCUGCACUUGGGUAGGGCUCCUUCUGAUCAUGCACCUUUAUUGAUGGCGGCGUCUUCUCGUUUGGAUAACUCGCCCAAGCCUUUUCGGUUUUUGAAUUGUUGGACGUCUCAUCAGAGUUUCCUGGAGGUCAUUCGGCAUAAUUGGCAGGUGGAUUUUAUGGGUGACCCUCUAUAUGUCCUGGCAGCUAAGCUGCGAAAGUUGAAGAAAGUGCUGCGGGAAUGGUCUAAGCAUGAAUUUGGAGAUAUUUUUGAGAUGGUUAAGGUGGCAGAGCAGGAGGUGAUACAGGCGGAAAACUGUUUUGAUGAGGACCCUUCGGUUCAGCAUCGAAUUUGUUUAAGUGAGCGGCGGGCUAGGCUGAUUCAAGCGCAGGCAAAUGAGGAUUCGUUUUGGCGGCAGAAGGCGAGAAUCAGAUGGUUAGCGGAUGGGGAUAAAAAUUCAAAAAUUUUUCAUGCAACGGUGGCUGAACGUAGGAGUAAAUCCGUUAUUCAUCGUAUUAAAUCUUCUGGCGGGGAUUGGCUUUGCAGUGAAGAGGAUAUUGGGAGAGAGGCUGUUAGUUUUUUUCAGGGCUUGUUUUCGAAUCAGUCGGGUACGAAUAAUUUUCAUGGGUUAGAUGUGAUCCCCAAAGUGGUGACGGAGCGGGACAAUGAUGAAUUAGAACGAUUCCCUUCUCUAGAGGAAGUUAAGGAAGUCGUUUUCUCCAUGGAUGCGGAUAGUGCGGCUGGUCCUGAUGGGUUCUCCGGGAAGUUUUUUGUGGUUGCUUGGGAGAUUGUUGCUGAGGAUGUUUUUGCAGCUGUUUAUCGUUUUUUUGGUGGAGCUGAGUUGCCGAAAAGUAUUGCCGCCACAUCAAUUGUUCUUGUCCCCAAAGUUAGCUCUCCUCAGGAUUUUUCGCAGUUUCGCCCAAUUAGUUUGUGCUCCUUUGUGAAUAAAAUUAUUUCUAAAUUACUGGCGAGGAGACUAGCUAAGCUGUUGCCGGUUAUUAUCUCUCCUAACCAAAGUGGUUUUGUUCAAGGUCGGCAAAUGGCCGAUAAUUUUUUAUUAGCUCAGGAGUUAAUUUCUGGCAUUCAGAGGCCUUGUCGAGGAGGUAAUGUUGUUCUCAAACUUGACAUAGCUAAGGCCUAUGACAGGGUUUCGUGGCCUUUUUUAAUGCAAGUGUUGCGUCGAUUUGGAUUUGGUGAACGGUGGAUUGAUAUGAUCUGGCGGUUGGUGUCCAAUGUGUGGUUCUCGGUGAUCAUUAAUGGAUCUCCCAAGGGGUUUUUUAAGUCGACCAGGGGAUUACGGCAGGGCGAUCCUAUCUCACCGGCACUGUUUGUUGUGGGUGCAGAGGUGUUGUCUAGGUCAUUAAAUGCUUUACUGGGUCUUCGAGCGUUUGUUCCAUUCAAAGUUCCUAGGGGUUGCCCGCCGAUUACCCAUCUGGCGUAUGCAGAUGAUGUCAUCAUUUUUUGUAGCGGUUUGAAGGCCUCUUUACAAGUAAUCCUGCGUACUUUGGAUGCCUAUUGCAGUAUAUCGAGCCAGCAGGUGAACUAUCACAAGAGUUGCUUUCUUGUUGAUCGGAAACUGCCUUUGGCGCGUAAACGGGCUAUUGCUCGGGUUACAGGUUUUCAGGAGAGGUCGUUUCCCAUUAAGUACUUGGGGUGUCCGUUGUAUGUUGGGAGGGCGAAACUGUACUUUUUCUCAGAGCUCUGCAAUUUGGUGUCGAGGCGUGUGUUAUCCUGGUCUGGUAGAUUGUUGUCGUCUGGUGGUAAGCUGGGUAACUCGGAUUUCGGCCCUCGGUUUCACUGGAUUAAAUGGGCAGCCCUGACUAAGCCUGUUGAGGAGGGAGGAGCUGGAUUGCGAUCGCUACAGUCGAUUUUUGAUGCUUUCUCUUUAAAGCUUUGGUGGUCUUUUCGCUGUAACACCUCCUUAUGGGCGUCCUUCAUGCACGCUAAGUAUCUCAGUGACAGGCUCCCGUGUCAGGCAGAUGUGGUUCGGGGGCAGUCUGGUAUCUGGAGAAGGCUGGUUGGCGUCAAAUCGUUAGCGGAUUCUCAUGUUCGCUGGGUUUUGGGCAAUGGAGCAGUGGAUUUUUGGCAUGAGAAUUGGAUGGGAUCUGGUCCGUUAUGCGAUAAGGUUGAGAUUUUUGGGACUCACUCUGUGGCGAACUUUGUUGACCAAGGUCGUUGGAAUAUUCCUAUGUUGCGUCAUUGGCUCCCUCCUGCUAUUGUGUCAUCCAUUCUGGGUAUCUCUCCUCCUGUCUCACAGCGGCCAGAUGAGAUGGUUUGGGAUUUAACCGAGUCGGGUGUGUUUUCCAUUGCAUCUGCUUAUCAGUUGGUGCGGCAGCCUGCUAUUAGGUCGGCUUUUUCUGCGGCUAUUUGGCAUGCGUUACUUCCCUCUAAAGUGUCUUUUUUCAUGUUGAGGUUGGUUGCGGCACGGCUCCCCGUCUUGGAGACGCUUCGCCGUUUUGCGGUGCAUGGCCCCUCUCGGUGCUCCUGCUGUGAAGCUCCUGCGGAAGAGACCUUAGAUCAUAUUUUUUGCAAUGGGGAUUUGCCCAAACGAGUUUGGAAUUCGUUUACAAGUGGGGUGGGUGGGCGUUCCUGUGUUUCCACGGUGCGGCAUGCGCUGGCGGUAUGGUGGCUUCAUCCCACAUCUAAUCCUUGUUUGCGGUUGAUUUUCCAAUUUCUUCCUUGUUUGGUUUGCUGGCACCUUUGGAGGGCUCGUAAUUUGAGGGUUUUUGAAGGUAAGGGAAUUUCCUCCCAUCUCAUUCAUUUGAGGGUUGUGGGGGAGCUCCGAGAUAUUCUCUCUUCCCGCUUUCCUUGCCUGGCGGGUCAUAGGUUGUCUUGGGAGGAGCUUAUUGGGUUGGCUUCUAGGUGUCGUAGAGCGAGUACGGUACGUUGGGUGAAAUGGAGGACUUCUCCUAUUCCCCUUCCCAAAUUGAAUGUUGAUGGUUGUUCGAGGGGUAAUCCUGGUACAUCUGGCGGGGGUGGUAUUUUGCGGGAUACGGCGGGGUGCUUUGUCUUUGCUUUCUCUUGCUUUUCUGGCGAUGUGACUAGUUUGCAUUCAGAACUAAGAGCUAUGCUAUAUGGGGUGAAGCUGUGUGUGCAACGCGGCAUUAUUCCUAUUCAUGUGGAGUCUGAUUCUUUGCUUUUGGUCCGGAUGGUGCGAGGGGAGCUCAGGGUUCCUUGGUUUUUGCGACGAGAGUUUGAGGAGCUGAUUGCAUUCCGGCAUCAUUUACAUGCGGUGACUCAUUGUUUUAGAGAGGUCAAUAGGGUGGCUGACAGAUUGUCUAAUGUUGGAGCAGACUCUGGCUCUGAUAGGGUGUAUGAGACGUUGGCUUUACUUCCAUUGUUGGUUAGAGGGGAUUGUCAAAUGGAUGCUUGGGGGAUGCCUAUGGUUAGAAGGGUUAGACCGUAG